Molecule: messenger RNA, 1160 nt
Organism: Microdochium trichocladiopsis
Lineage: Eukaryota; Fungi; Ascomycota; Sordariomycetes; Xylariales; Microdochiaceae
Product: ran binding protein in the microtubule-organising centre
Exons: 4
Coding region: 229-975 (248 amino acids)
Biological process (GO): proteasome-mediated ubiquitin-dependent protein catabolic process
Cellular component (GO): cytoplasm; nucleus
Molecular function (GO): protein binding
Source: RefSeq, a predicted model, not a curated record
UCUUCUUCCUCACAGCCUCGCGUCUGCUUGCCAUUCGCCUGCCUCACGCAGAUCCGUCGACUCGACCACUACCGUUCUUUCCUUGCCGGUUCAAGUGGCAGACUCUCUGCGUACAUUGUCACCCGUCGAUCCUCGUAAAGGACGUGCCCUUCUAGACACGCUAUCGCGCAUCAUCCUCGAUCCGUGACCAGGCAGCUGUGAAGCUGCCACUGCUUGCGACGCAGCAAAAUGACUUCCUCUACGUCCACCACGACGCCCUUGCAUCUCUUCUCGCAACAGGUGCAGGACGUGAAGACCCCCAAAAGUGACAUCAAUGCUUUGAUACUAGACUACUUGACCGUCGCUGGCUAUCCCAAUGCCGCCGCAAAGUUUUCGGCAGAGGCGAACCUCCCACCACAACAAGACAUGUCAGAUAUCCAGGCAAGGCAGCGGAUACAGGCGUCCAUACAUCGUGGAGAUAUCGAGGCUGCCAUUGACGAGCUGAAUGAUCUUGACCCAUCCAUCUUGGAUGAAGACAAGGAUCUUCACUUUGCCGUCUUGCGUCUGCAAUUAGUUGAACUCAUCAGGACAUGCAUAGCCACUCCAGGAGGCGACAUCACACGAGCUCUCGACUUUGCCACGUCCCAGCUGGGUCCUCGUGCCUCAGAGAAUGCUCGGUAUCUGGAAGACCUGGAGAAGACCAUGACCCUGCUCGUGUUCCCGCAUGACAGCCUUGAUCCCCCACUAGCCGCGCUCCUGCAGCCGAGCCUGCGCCGCGCUGUGGCCGACCAGGUCAACAAGGCCAUUCUCGAUGGCCAGAGCCAGCGGCGUGAGGCUGCGAUCCGCCAGCUCGUGAUGAUGCGGGUGUGGAGCGAGGUUACGGCGCGCAGUGAGACCAAGAAGGACCUGCCGGCCCGGAUCGAGAUUGGUCUUGACGCCGAGGAGUCUCUGAGGCACGAGAACGGCCAUGACGAGCCAAUGUCGAUGAAUGCGUAACUGUGAUUGAUUCCUUGGCCUUUGUUUUGUUGUGCACAUUGGCAUCUGGCAGCGAGUUUUUGCCUUUUGGGGGUGUUUGCAAGGCGUUUAAAUUAGGGGCAAGCGGGAACUGGAAUUCAUUAGGGUCUCUCUCUCCGGCGUUAUCAAUUCAAUCAAAACUUUUGUGCGUACGCCUCAAUGGAAUA